GUCUGCUGGGGCAGCUCGUAAAAUACAGACGUUUUUUUUCUCGCGCUGUUUUAAUGAAGAACGAUAAUUAGAUUCGAAUUCGUUGAUUAUUGCGACGCAUCAUCGUAAAUUUUCUAGUGUCAUUCGUUCCUUGGGGAAAAAAUUUUUAAAUAAUGUUGUCUCUUCUUUCGCACAAUGGAAAAUUUCUAACAGUUUGCACCAAUAUGGUGAUUUAAAAUUCUACCAACUUCUGUCAAAUCAUUAAAUGUUUACGUGCCCGAUAGUAAGUCCGAAGCGAUAAAUAUUGUGUUCGUGAAUUUCAAGAAUGAAAAUACUGGAAGUGGACGUGACAAAGAAGAAGUCAACCACGCGCCCCAUUUGCUGUAAUAAAAUCCUUGAAUCAUAAUCAUGUCGAGUCUGCAGCGUUUGACAACGAAAAGGCGCCGUUCGCAAAAGUCCAACGGUUAUCAGCGAAUUUAAUACCCAACUUUUGACUUAGAAAAAUUCGCCAGAGCUAUAAACUUCCCCGAGGACAUGGUACGACGCAAAUACCGAGGCAUGGCCCACAUCACUAUCACUUCAAAUUCAAGUGAUACGAGAUAAUAUUUUAACAAAUAAGCCACCAUGAGCAGCUCCACCGGAACUGCGAUAGCGAACGAAUGCUCUAGUGAUGAGGACGUGGAAAAUUAUUUGGAGGCAGGAGACACAGAUUUACAAUUGACUCAGGCACUAUUGUCUUCAUCGGUAAAGGAGGAGCGUCCGACCAGGAGCAGACUGCGAAAUAAUCUGAAAUUGAAUGGCCACAGGUGCGUCGAGAAUUUUCGAAAGAAACUACGGAUUGUUGCACUGCUGUCUUUUUCAGUCUUCAUUACUUGGUUGUACUUCAAUUUCGAGUCAGCUGAGAUCAAAACGUAUGAUCUACAAGAAGAUGAGGGAGUCGAGGACUACCUAGUUUGGAAUCCAAAAUGCCAUAUGCCCUCGAAAAACCCCCUGGACUCAUCAAUAAUAAAGUACGUAAAAAAAAUAAAAUUCGAGCCCUGCUCAACAGGUCCCCCCCUAAGUUUCAUUGAGAAAUCAGUCAAUGGUUCAUUCGCCCUGGUAAUUGACCCAAAAGUCGCCAAGAAAUAUAAAAAGUUCAUCUGCUGCUGGACUCCAAUUACCCGGCCUGUCCUACAGGAACCUCUCCCGAAACACUGGGACUCAAAAAUCGACCGAGGAAAAUGUCAGGACUUCGAUAAUCGCGUGGAUCUUCCCCCUGACUUAGAAAUCGUCAUGCUGACAUGCAGACAAAAGGGCCCAUCGACCCGCCAUUCUAAUAAACCUCACAUUCUCUACGAGAACGUUCACGCCAUUUGGAAUCCUGCAAAGGUUCAGAGCAGACUCAACCAAACCACCGACCAACGACCAAAGCCGAGCAUUAUAAUUCUCGGAGUAGACAGUAUCUCCAACCUGAACUUCCAACGCGCCCUCCCAAAGACCAAGCACUACCUGACCGACACCGGUUGGAUAAACCUGGAGGGAUACAACAAAAUGGGAGACAACACGUUCCCAAACCUCAUGGCGAUUCUCACGGGUCUUAAUUACUCGGAUGCAUACAAAAACUGCCCACCAACUCAAGCCUAUGGUCUUGACAACUGUCCUUUUCUAUGGCAGAAUUUCCGAAACGCGGGCUACGUCACCGCCUACGCCGAGGACUGGGUGGAGAUCAGCACGUUCAACUACCAGAAAGUGGGAUUCGUCAAUCCCCCGACCGAUUAUUACAUGAGGCCCUACAUGACAGCAGCCGAGAAGUUCUUGAAAGGUAAGAGGAAGUUCCAAAGCAAUUACUACUGCACAGGACCUGAACUGGCAAUCGACAGAAUCUUCAAUUCUGCAUUGGACUUCGCCAAGACCUUCCUUGGAUCUCCAUAUUUCGGUUUCUUCUGGUCAAACACAGUCAGUCAUCAGAAUCUGAACGCGCCAUCAUCAAUGGACGACCACUUCCUGGAUAUGCUCAAGAAGUUCGCCAAAUCGGGAGUCACGGAUGACGCAUUGAUGGUGUUCAUGAGUGACCACGGGAUGCGCUGGGGGAGUUUGAGGGAGACUUUCAUCGGCUGGUACGAGGAGAGGUUGCCCUUUAUUUAUAUAAGACUCCCGGAGUCGAUGAAAAAUGAUGAAUCAGUACUGAGGUCCCUCAGGAUCAACGGGCAUCGUCUGACAUCGCCUUAUGACCUAUACGAGACACUUAGGGACAUCGUCGUCGAGGCUGGAGGCCAGGCUGAAGCCAGCACUGGGUGCCCCACGUGCCACAGUUUAUUGAAACCAGUACCUUCUGUGAGGGGAUGUGAGGACGCUGGGAUUUCCUCCCACUGGUGCACCUGCACCGCAUUGCGACCGGGAAAUGUUCGGGAUAAAGUGCAUGAGAAUGCGACGAAUGCAUUCCUCGAAUAUGUGGAGAGUAUUGUGAAGGAUUAUAAUGAUAAAAAGGGGAAAAGACUUUGCGCGACAUUUAGGAUUAAGAAAAUUCGUAGGGUCUAUGAAAUUAUUGAUGUGCAUAAGUUAGGGAACGAUUCUAGCAAGGUCGAGGGAUAUAUGUACUCCGUGGACGUCGUCCCCGGAGGGGGCAAGUUUGAGAUGACCGUUAGAGUUCAUGGGGAAGGGAAUUACAGCAUCUCCGAGGAUGAGAUUAGUAGGAUUGAUUCGUAUGCGAAGAGUGCAGCAUGUCUUCACCAGGGCAACAAAAAACUUUGUCAUUGUUUAUGAAAACACUAGGGACAUGGGGAAACUUUCAGAAUAAUCGUCCCCCGGAAAGGUUGGUGGGAACAAUUUUCUGUGUUCGACCAUUUGAGACAGACAAAAAGUCAAUAAAAUAAAUAUUAAGAUAAGAUGUUUCCAAAAAAACAA
Messenger RNA from Diachasmimorpha longicaudata, 2862 nucleotides. RefSeq lists its product as uncharacterized. The record is from RefSeq and is a predicted model, not a curated record. Bases 604 to 2721 code for a protein of 705 amino acids. The transcript has 4 exons. NCBI's taxonomy places the organism in Eukaryota, Metazoa, Arthropoda, Insecta, Hymenoptera, Braconidae.